Messenger RNA from Lolium perenne, 1563 nucleotides. RefSeq names its product trihelix transcription factor ASR3. Lineage: Eukaryota; Viridiplantae; Streptophyta; Magnoliopsida; Poales; Poaceae. The record is from RefSeq and is a predicted model, not a curated record.
AGUUAGUAGGAGUACUUGCCCUCAUGCAGUCACCACUCACCAUUAUAUAGCAUGCCACUUCAAAAGCAUCACUUAGCUAGCAACCUGACUGAUAUGCAGCUCCACUCUCCUUCUCGAGAUCCCACCUUGGCCAUCACCGUCAAAUAAUGCCUCCAGCUGAGUCCUGAGUAGCCAGUGCCCAGACUUAGACAAGUCACAAACAGUCUUUAGCCAUGGAUGCGAAGGGAUCCGGCGUCAUGGCAGGCGCCCAAGAAGGAGAGGAGACCAGGAACAUCAUGGCCGCCAACGCCGGCGCCAUGACGCUGGUAAGGGAGUACCGGAGGGGAAACUGGACGCUCCCGGAGACGAUGCUGCUGAUCGAGGCCAAGAAGAGGGUGCACGACGACCGGCACCCGGCAGACCAGGGCCUGGCUCGCUGGCGGUGGGUGGAGGACUACUGCUGGCGCGCCGGUUGCCAGCGCAGCCAGAACCAGUGCAACGACCGCUGGGACAACCUCAUGAGGGACUACAAGAAGGUGCGCGCGUACGAGCACGCUGGCGUGGCAGGGAGAGGCGGCGCCCCGAGCUACUGGGAGAUGGCGAGGGCGGAGAGGAAGGAGAGGUGCCUCCCUUCCAACCUACUGCGCGAGAUAUACGAGGGCAUGCGCGAGAUCAUCGAGAGCCGAAGGAUGAGCUGCGGCGGCGCCGGCGUCCUGUUCUUGGGUGCACCGGCCACGACCAACACCAACCCGGUCGACAUCCCCAUGCAGGCCUCCCCGCUCGCCCAAGUCCUGCCCCGACCUUUAGACCAAGAAACGCACUGCACUUCCGAGUCGCCUGAGAGGAAGAGGCUACGACCGUCGCUGGACGGCCUGCCCGGGAGCAGCACGGCAGCAACAGCCUCAGGACACGGCGAUCACCAUCAAGAACCCCAGGGCGACCAGAGCUCCGACGACGAGGAGGAGGACGGCCUGAACGGGGCGAUCGGCCGAUGCGCGGCCAUCCUGUCCGGGGCGCUGGAGAGCCGAGAGGCCGCGGAGGAGCGGCGGCACAGGGAGGUGAUGGCGGUGGAGGAGCGCCGCAACCUCGCCCGGCAGACGCGGCGCGAGGCCGGCGAGCAGUGCAUGGCCGGGUUGGCCGUCGCCGUGAGCCAGCUCGCCGGUUCCAUGCUCGCGCUCGCCGCCAAGCGGAAGGGCCCCGCCGCGCCCAAGUGAGACAAAUUACAAACCCCCAUGCCAGGCCAAUAAUCCAGCGGGAACUCUGCACGAUGAUGCCGCCCCGCGCCGCGCGCGUGCAGUGAUCGAGUGCGCAGCGCCAUGCAUGCACGGCUUGCUCGAGAUCGGUGCGCGCUACGGUCGGCGAGCCCGAGACGCCUGAACCUUGCAUGUGAAUUGCAUCUGUAGCGUACGUAGCGAGCAGCUUAGUACCAGACUACUUUGGUCAUGAGCAAAGUAGUACUUAGUUUAUUUGGAUCUAUGUAUGCAUGUCAUGCAUGAUUUGCUUGUGUGAUCGAGUGCUGCAUGCAUGAGGGAUUUAACAUCUGAAAAUAUCUGGACUGUCAAUGUAAAGUGCAUUCUUAAUUUA